AUGGAGAUUACACUACGUAUACUUCAGUUAAUUUUCAAAUGUAUCUAUGUGGUGGUUUAUUCAAUACUAAACACCUUUCUGAAGCGCAAAGGUCCGCCCACCAUUCCCCCAAUACGUAAUCAGUUGAUUACCUUCCCUUUGGUCGAUGUGAUAAAGUUGAUGCGGCAACGAAAGCUCAAGUCCCAGGAUCUAGUAAAAGCUUACAUCGAGCGUAUUAAAGAAGUGGAACCCCAUAUAAAUGCAGUAGUUCAGGAUCGUUUUGAGAGCGCCUUAGAGGACGCUAAACGCGCUGAUGGACUUAUUGCCAAAACCACAGAUUCAAACCUGCCUGCACUCUUUAACCGCUACACAUUAUUGGGCAUACCAUUUACGGUGAAAGAGUCUUGCGGCUUAAAGGGUAUGCCAUUUCGCGUUGGUAGCCGUCAGCGUGCGCAUAUGAUAUGCUCGGAGAAUGGUGAAGUAGUGAGUAAUGUUAUUGCCGCUGGUGGUAUCCCAUUGUUGGUUUCCAUAACACCGGAAUACUGUUUUAGUAUGGAAACAAAUCCAGCCACGCAGAAAUCCUGUUUAAAUGUAUAUGACAGUCGACGUACAGCAGGUGGCUCUUCUGGUGGAGAGGGUGCUUUAAAUGGCGCUGGUGCUAGCCUAUUUGGCAUUGGCUCUGAUAUCGGUGGAUCUAUACGUAUACCAAGUUUAUUCAAUGGAGUUUUUGGACACAAACCCACCGGUGGCGUGGUCUCGGUUGCAGGACAUUUCCCCUACAGCGGCGAAGAAAAUGGCAAACAAUAUUUUCAGGGGGGACCAAUCACACGCUUUGGUCGUGAUUUAGGUUUAUUAAUGCAAGUCAUGGCAGGCAAAAAUGCACAAAAAUUGGACUUGCUCACACCGGUGGUGACAAAAGAUGUUAAAAUCUUUUACUCAAUGGGCUUUGAUGGUCUCAAUGGUCUUUUGCACAAGUCGACUGAGCAAGAUAUACAGUUUUCCAUAUUAUUAGCAUUGAAAUUUUUAAAAAAUCACGGUUGUAAAAUUGAACUAGCUUCAAUGAAAAUGUUCAAAGAUUCAAUGGAAAUAUCAAUUGCUGGUCUAUUAAUGCUGAAGGAGUUCCCUUAUUUAAUCCAAAGUGAAAACCCAAAUAAAGUAAGGCAACAUCUCUUGGAAUUGUGUAAAUCUCUUAUCGGUAAAUCAGAGUACACAAAAGAGGCAAUCAUUUUUGAUUUAUUUCGAAUAGCGAAUGGCUUUAUGCCUGCUGCUAACGUAAAGAAAUACAAAAGAGAAAUUCAAAUUUUGAAAAAUAAAUUUACUAAAAUGUUGGGCAACGAUAGUGUCCUCUUAUUUCCCACAUUGCCGAUGCCUGCUUUACAUCAUAACACAUCAGCCUUGGCACUUUGGAACAUAGAUUACACAAUGAUCUUCAAUAUUAUUGGAUUGCCAUGUACGCAUAUACCGAUGGGUCUUAAUAAGGAUGGUCUGCCAGUGGGAUUUCAAGUCAUUGCCGCGCCAUAUAAAGAUAGGCUAUGCAUUCAAAUUGCUGCGGAAUUAGAGGCGGCAUUUAGUGGUUGGACUGUUCCAACGCCCCAUGAACUUGAACCUUUAGAUGAUUCAAUUAGAUUUUAACUGAAGCAAAUGUGGAAUUGCUAAUUUAGAUACUUAAAUUUUUUUUUUUAGUUUUUUUCUUUAAAAAAGAAAAAUUACAAAGAAUUUACUUAAUGUUAUGCACUAGUACUGUACUUUAUUUUUGCAUUAAUUUAUAAAUUUCAAUUGAUUUCCAAGCAUUUGAAAGUAUUGAACGCAAGCCGAGAGGAAGAUUUGUAUAAGUAUUAGUGAAAAUUUAUAUAUUUUACGAACUAAAGGUUGCUUGCUUAAGUCUAAAGAUAGCUGUAAAACGCAGUUACACAAAUGUACAUACAAUAUAUAUAAAAUAAAAAUCUAUGAUUUCAAUAUGGGCCGAUAAGCCCGAAAGGUGAU
Molecule: messenger RNA, 1962 nt
Organism: Ceratitis capitata (Mediterranean fruit fly)
Lineage: Eukaryota; Metazoa; Arthropoda; Insecta; Diptera; Tephritidae
Product: fatty-acid amide hydrolase 2-B
Exons: 6
Coding region: 1-1611 (536 amino acids)
Source: RefSeq, a predicted model, not a curated record